Molecule: messenger RNA, 1329 nt
Organism: Miscanthus lutarioriparius
Lineage: Eukaryota; Viridiplantae; Streptophyta; Magnoliopsida; Poales; Poaceae
Source: the annotation of a GenBank genome assembly
AUGGCGGACCCGGAUGGAGAUGUCGAUCGGAUCAGCGCCCUCCCCGACGAUUUGCUUCACCUCGUCCUGAGCUUCGUGCGCGACGCGAAGGCCGUCACGCGCACGGCCGCGCUGUCCAGGCGAUGGCGGCGCGUGUGGAUCUAUGCGCAGCAACUGGCGCUAUUGGGCACCCAAGUGAGACCCGGCGCUGACCCAGGCCAGUUCGUGGAUUGGGUGUUAGCUCAGCGAGGUGAUGCUGAUAUAGAAUCUCUCAGCAUCAGCAUGUACAGAUCUUCGCUUGUGUACACCUCUCAGGAGAAGGUCAAUCGGUGGCUCCGCUAUGCCAUGCAGCGCGUCGUCAAAUCUUUCCGUCUUGUCCUCCCAAUCCCAAGGGCAACGUACACGUCACCCCUCCGGGUGGAUGGGCCGGCUGUCGUGUUGCCCGACCGUGGGAGGAUGACGUCCAUCUCGAUGCUCCUAACAUCAUGCUACAGGUUCCAGCUUCCGGUGGCUGCGUCGGCCAACUACGAAGCGCUUACAGAGCUCAAGCUCUGCAGAUUGGCCCAGCUUGCCAUCCGCUCCGAGGCGCUCAAAACGUUUAAGCUUAGAUCUGCAGAGGACCUACGAGUGCUGGACGUAACCGCACCCAACCUUCGCGUCCUCGAGCUAGAGUACUGCUUUGACGAUGGGAGCGACGAGGAGGAGGAGCACGUCAAUGACGGCACCACGGACGUUGGUUUCUGGCUGUUGGAGAAGUGCCCUAAUGUUGAACACGUAGGCGUGUGGCUUGGACAUCAGCCGUCGGAACGCAGUGUCAUUAUUGUUGAUUUGACGUUGGAAGGCGCGGCGCCAUUUGCCAGGGUUAGGAGCAUGGAUCUGACCGUGAGCACAAAUCAGUUUCAAGAUUGUCAACUAGUGCCAAGUAUAUUUGCGCUGCUUCUGAGGUGCCCACGCCUGAGAUCGCUGAGUAUUAGGAUCUUUGACGAUACAGAUACAGCAAGCCGGAUGCCAAUGCCAUGCCGGAUGUGUUUCUUCUGUGAUGAGCAGUAUGCGUGGACAGAUCACCGGUCGAUCUCCUUGGAAUCACUAGAAGACGUGAAAUUAAUCGGUUUCGGAGGAGCGGACGAGGACAUGGAUCUUGUGAGAUUGUUAUUUGCAAGCUCCAAGAACUCAAUCAAGAGCAUGACUUUAGUAGAAGUAACUAAGACUUCCGGUACGGUUUCUUUGAAACGGAUGAUGGCAGAAGAUGAUAAUGGCACGGAGACGAUUGACCACAAACUAAUGAAUAUCCCUACUGUUGAUCGCGGGCGUUGGCAUUUUGGGGACACCAUAUACACUUGGACGUGCUAG